Cinara cedri is the source of this 9010-nucleotide messenger RNA. Lineage: Eukaryota; Metazoa; Arthropoda; Insecta; Hemiptera; Aphididae. The record is from the annotation of a GenBank genome assembly.
AUGAGGUCUGGAGCAACUAUGGAUCCAUUAAGAAGGGAAGAAAUAAAGUUAAAAUCUGCUUCGAGACGUCUGAUGGAUAGAGUAAGAAGUUUGAGCGUAUCAAGGAUAAGGGAAUAGUUGUGCGGAGGUGGGAUGAUGAUGAAGCCUUAGAACAAAUGAAGCAUACGACAACAAUUUAUUCUGGAAACGUUUUCACCUUAGUUGAUCAAGAUAUGGAUGAUACAUUAUGAGAAUGAGACCAUGAGACAUAAAACAAAGUAGCGGUCCUAAUAAAAAAAAAGUGAAAUUUAAAAAAAAAAAUGGUUGAGGAGCUCCGUCCCUCAAAAUCAAACAUAUAGUAUUUAAUUUUUAAAAAAUGAAUCCAUUUAAAAGGUAUUUUAUUAAUUUAUAAUAUUUAUAUGACGCUAUACAUGUGUUUGUUGUCUCCAUCUUACAAACAAAUGAUGUAGUAAAUUUGAGUUUAGCAGAACUAAUUUUACCAAAUUUAAAUUUUUUAUCGAAUUUUCCAAGAAAAUAAAGACUAAAGGAUUGUAUUGCAUCUGCUAUAUUAAAAUGUAUAUUUUUUUUUCGCUACUUUAGGACACUUAGCUGCUCUCUCUAGUCCGAAUAAGCCCAAACCCGAAAAGUACAGUUAUUUUUUUUAUUGGCGGAUGUGAUAAAGUUUUAGUUUUAUUUUAUUACGAAUUUUACCAUAUUGUUGCGGGGUCGGUGGUUUUUUUUUUUAACUUUGUAUAUUUCUAUAGAUUCUCAAAUAAAGCUAAGGGGAUGAAAUUGUGCGUAUGCAUAGAGUAAGUAUCAGGGAUAGACCUUUUGGGGAUUUCGACUUUCAACUCAUCCCAACUCAUCGUAUGCUCAAAUUUCACGUUUUCGCAGGAAAUAUCGGAUUUUAAAUACAUCUGUUGACUAAAAUGUAUUAAAAUUCAGGUGACCAUAACUAUUUUAGAUCAAUUAUAAAUAAUAUAAAUAAAAUAUUGUAACGGUGGUGACAAGUCGGCUAGAGGGAAAUUCGACACUAUAGUGUCGCGGAGCUCUUUUGUUCACGGAUGUCUCAAUAUUAGUGAGUUUUAAAUGUAUAGCGUGUUACGGUUCCAACCGAAAAACACCAAAACUACUGCGUCCUAUUUAGCUUAAUUUAGCUACUCAGGAAAUCAUGAAUUUAUUGUGUUUCAUCUGAUGUAACUCUAUACACAUCACGUGAUGUAAAACGACUGUAUAAUAUACUAUAAUAUUGUGUACCGACUAUGAUAUUAUUGUUACUGUCGAGUUGCGGAAAUGACAUAAAAAAGGUACAAUGAUGUAUAUAUUUUAUUUAUAGAUAUACAGGAUGCCCUACGAAGAUAAACCCGUUUCAAUAUCUCCGGAGAUAAUUAAGAUAAUCAAAUUCUGUUUUUUUUUUUUUAUAUAUAUAUAUUACUCACGGAAAUAAAGACUACACAUAAUUAUAUUUCAAUUAAUAUUUAUUAUUUUUGAAAAAUUUGAACAUAGUCAUUUUGUAGAGUUUAUUUUUCCGAAAAUGUUGACGUGUUAAUUUUUUUAUUAUCAAUUAAUUCGUGAUUUUUAAUAAUUUUUUUAAUUUCAGAGAAAAAGUGUUCCGUCAAUUAGCCAUAAUAAUAAUAAUAACAAUCAAUUAACGAAUGCGAUUACAGCCUGCUGUAUAAUUAUAGGUUCUUUUUUCUGAACUUUAAACAAUUAUUAAAAAUCACGAUGAAUGAAAAUAAAAAGUUAAAACCUCAAAAUAUUUUUAAAGAAUAAAUUGUAUAAUAUCGCUACCUUCAAAUUUUUCGAAAAUUAUAAAAUAAACAAUUCAUUUUUUAGUUAUUUUUUUACCAACACUUACAAAUUCAACUCAAAUAAUGAAAUAAUAAAGUAUAAACAAAAUUAUUAAAAUGGUUAAUACUCUUAAAUAUAUAAAUAAAAAAUGUACGUAUGAAAAUAAAAAAUAAAUAAAUGAAUAAAUGCGUCACCUGGAGUAUUAUGAUAAGUCAUAAGCGAAUCCCCGUGAGCAAUACAACAAUAACAGAAUUUGAUUAUCUUUAAUAUCUCAGAAGAUAUUGCAAUAGGUAUGUCUUCGUGAGACACUAUCUGUAGGUAUAUAUUUUGUUAAUUUGUUGAAAUGCAAAUUAUUCACUAAACAAUUGUUUAUUUUUCUGAAAUUGUGUGAAUUCGUAUUUAGGUAGUCUCGGCGAAUUUUUAGUGAAUUUCCACUGCAUGCAUACUAACCAAUCCCUUAAAAAUACCUCAGCAGAGGUGAGCUGAGCAGACAAAUGCCUGCCGCCCAGCCUUCAGUGAAGUUAUUUAAUUUUUAAAGUAUAUUGUUUCGUUUCAAAAUCUACUAAUUCAAACAUAUGCCAUGAAUUUUUUAAUGUAUAUUGGACACAUAGUAGCAAAAUUGUACUUUACUGGGUGAUCAUCAACAUUACUGCAAUGUGUCCAUUUGGAUAUAGAAAUGCUCUUAAAAAACACUCUGGGUACUCUAGUAGUUUAUUGUUUAUAGGCUCUAUCAUCAGAAAUUAUAGACUCCGGUAAGCACGGAAUCAUUUAAUACUGUAUCUACGAUAUUCUUAUAAAUUAUUUAGGUAUCUAUCUAAUAUUAUUUUCAACAUAAAUAAGUAAAUGUAAUAUUAUUGUGUCCUUGUUUGAAUUUUUUUAAAUUCUGAGCAUAAUGAGGAAUGUAUUAGUUUACUACGAUGUGUUUUUUUUUUUUUUUGCAACAUUUUUACCAGAAAUCUUGCUCUAAUCAAAAAAUGACAAUAAAACGGCAUUAAUUUCGUUAUUUUCAAUUUUGGAUUUUUACUAUAAUUUACAAUUUUCACCAAAUACUUAUAUUAACUUUUUCUAGACAUGAUAACGUUUUCAAACAUUUUAGUGAUUUUCGAGUUAUUUAAAGGCAUUUUAUGUUUGUAAAUUCUGUAGAUAAAAUGGUUUGAUUAAAUACAAAUGCUUAAAUACCUAUUUAUAUUUUAUAAGAGUUUUAAGAUCAAAUUUGACGAAAAUCGUAAAAAUAACAUUUCAGAACAUGUAUAACUGAACUUCGUUCAGAAUCGUAUUUCAUUAGCUAUGAUUUAUCGUUGCUUACGUAAAUAAAUUAAAUUAGUUUAGGUAUCCUAUAUACCUUUCCAAAUUUUCACUUACAACAGUUAGAUUUAUUAUCAAUUAAAAAAAAUAAUAAGAGGGCUUUUAAAUUUAAGUAUGAUAUAGUAUCAAACGGUAUCGUAGGAAAAUUUUUAUUUAACGUUAGUUUUAUAUGAUAUUCUAUUAUUUCUGCAGGAUUUAGUAGUAACUUAUAGUAUUAUAACUAAUAAGUACUGAUUAUGAAGGCGGUGCGCUGUACAUUUUAACACAUGUACACAAAUUUGAUAUUUUAAAUAUUUAUAAUAUGAAAUAAUAAAAUAUGUAGGCACUUACUGGUUAGGUAAACACUGCAAACAUUAGCUAUUAUUAUAAUCACUCCGUGGUUUAAAUACAACUGUUUAAAUUAUGUAUUUUUUUUUUAGUUUCCGUCAACGGCGUGUGGAGUAUACAGAGCGGGGUUAAGGGGGAUUCAGCCUCCCACAUUGGUCGUGUUAAACACAAAAUAUAAUAAUAGAAACUAUUCGGUAGUGAAUAAUUCAUUACUAACACUAUAAUAAUCAUUGUACAUUUCCACUACUUGUUCAAUUAAGUAGGUACAAAUAAUAUUGUACUAUAUAUUUAUGGAUUUUGGAAAAUAAUUUUUUUAGUGGAGUUUUGUUUCAGUUUAGUCCUUCCCGUUGAAAAAUCAUAGGUAUGCCUCUAGUUUCCGUGUAGAUAGAUAUUUUUAUCGUUUACAUAUUUUACCGUAGAAGAAAAAAAAUGGUAAAAACGCGUGGACGAACUAAAAUAUAAGUACAAUAUUAGUUGGCGAUAUGUUAUAAAAAUAUUCAACAUUCAAAAUAUUAUUACUUGAUAAUUAAUAAUUAAUAAUUUUAUUAAUUAUUUCUGUUUUCAAGAAGGGAUCUGCGUUGGUACAAUUCCUAUUAUUUUACGCCUUUACCACGCAUGCACGUGAAUUAUAUUACUUGUAUAGGAUACCUUCAUAAGAUAUAUUAAAGGGAAAAAUCCGGUGUAAAUGCGCAUGGUCACGUUAGACUUCACGGUUAGUUACGAAUAAAUUAAAUGCAAUUAUAUUAUAAUAUUGUUGUUCGUACAAUUUGAUAUUUAAAGUAUACACAGAAAGGUAGAAGUAUAUAGGUAGGAUAAACUUAAAACUUAAUAUCCUUCAGUACAAAAAUGGACGUUUAUUUCUAGUCCAGAGUUAUAUAUACCUAUAUAUCAUAUAUAUUAAAUAGAACAGUUGGAUUUUGUCCAAAAUGUAAAAAAAAAAAAAAAAAAAAAAAAGAAAAAAGAAAUGAAAAUGAUCAUAAUAUUAACAACAAUAAUUAUAUACGUAUAAUACGUGGGUGAAUGACAGCAUUGUGGAACGAAUCCGUUGAUCGUUUAUCAAGGUCUCGGAAUCGAUGAAAUAUUAGACAGUCAUUUUUUUUUCUCACUUUUUAAUCACGUUCUUUUUUUGUACUAUUGUGGCUUGUAUAUAGGAAGAAAUGAUAUAUACAAGUAUAUAAUAUAUGUGUGUAUAUAUAAAAAAAAAAAACAAAUACGAUUCAUUUUUAGUUUAUUUUUUCUGUUAUUCCAUGGGUACUUUUUUGUGAGUACCAGGGAGAGUAUCUAUAUAAAGAUGUUUUUGUCACCUAAUUUUCGAUAUUUUGUACGUCUACCUACAUUCUUCGGUUCCAAGGAUAUUCAAACGAGUAUUGUUCUUCGCGGUAUGAAGAUGUAAUGUGCAAUUGUUAAAAAAAAAAUUGGUUAAAUAUCCAUUUGGAAUUUAGCUUUGUAUUUGUAUACGAAUUAAAGUGAAACUGAUUUUAAAAUUUUACGUUAGGUAAGUAAAUUGCUAAUAUUUUAUAUUUUGAGCGUAGUGAGGAGUGUGUAUUAGCGUAUAGUUUUACUAUAUUAUGUAUGCGACCAUGCUCAAAUUAAAAAAACGACGAGAACUUUUUUGUAACAUUUUGGAUCUAGUUAGUGUAAUGAGUGUAAUAAUUUGAAUUUCCUAGUGGUUUUUAUGUAUUUGGAAAAAGUCGGAUAAACGUAAAAAUGUACGGCAUUAAAUUUCAUUAAAUUAGAUUUUUUUUUUUUUUUUUAUUGGUUUUAUGAUAAUAUAAUUGUUUUGUCUGAAUAGAAGAAAUUCUUGACAGUUGAAUUCGAAGUUCAUUAUAAAUUGUACUUGGUGGUAAAAAAAAAAUUGAACAUAAUGUAGUAGUUUUCUUUAUUCCAGGUUCAAAUUUUGACUAAAAUCGUUAAAAAUGACGGCAUUUUAAAACAUGUAUAACCAGAUUUGGUUCAGAAUCGUAUUUUGUUUAAUGAUUUAUCGUUAUGUACAGAUAAAUUAAAUAACUUUAUGUAUCUUCCUAUCUUCAACCGAGAUACUCCCAUCAGCAAUAUCAGAUCUUUUAUUUAUUUGGUAUUAUAAGUAUCUGUUAAUUUUUAGUGUUUUUCGUGCUAUAAUUAUUACGAAUAACUAUAGCGGUAUAUAUUAUUAUUUAAUUAUUCGGCGGGUUUUUAUUGAACAUUUUAUACCGGAUGAUCCAAUUUAAAGUGCCACUUAAUUUUUAAUUUUAUUAUAGUUAGCAGUAAUUAUAAUAAUGUACCUACUUAUACUGUAUUUUGUUUAUACAACCUUGUUCUAAAGUCUAUUUUAUAAUCCGGGUGAUUUUUUUUUCUAAGUUGUAUGUUAUAAAACCAUGUAUAUAAUUACUUAGAUAAAACAAAUUAUAAGACAAUUAAUAUUAUAAUUAUUCAAGUAUUACCUACAUACAUGUAGUAACUGAUCGAGGAAAUCGAGGUAGACCUUUAGUCGUUAUAUUAUUUUGAUAGGCAGUAGUUAAAAGUUGAAAUGUAAUAUAAUUUCACGUUUUAAUGAUUCCGAUAUUAACAUAAUUUCUCGCGAUAGGCAGUACGAAUAUAAUUAAUUUUUAGAUUGGCUAAGUAAAAAAUAAUUUUUUUUAUUAUUAUUAUUAUUACUCACACAAUCAAAUUGAAUUCAACGAUGCGUGAAAUUGAUUGACAAUAAAUAGACAAAAUACAGGUACCUACGUAAUAGUGUUUGAACUAUAUAUUAUACAAAUUAUUCCAUACCAAUUUGUCUUGAAAUGUAUAAUUAGUUGAUUAAUUAAUCAACUGAAUAUUAUUGCAUCGACGGCGACGGUCUCUAACCGGAAAUUAUUUAUCUAGUUGGUAGAUAGGUAGAUAGGUUUUACAGUUACUGCAGAUUCGAUGGACAUGAGUUGGCGAACAAUACAAUCUGUUCUUAUCUCGAUACAUAGUAUUAUAUUAUUAUCAAAUUUGAAAUAUGGACUUUAUAGGUACUUAUCUAUUUAAAAUUUUACAUAUAUUUAUAUCUACUAAUAUGUCUUUGGUCUUAGAGAAGAAGGUUUUAAAUUAAUUUCGUAUAGUUUUCAGUACAAGUAAAUAAAAUGUUAAAAAUUUGCUAAGCUGCAUAAAAUCAUAACUGUGAAAUGGCUAAAUUAUUAAACAGCCUAACCCAAAGAUAGGCGUCAAAUAAAUGGCUCAAGUCAUAAAACUAUGGAUUUUUACGAAACAAAAUAAAAUAUGUUUGCGACAUAAAAUAUUUUAUUUUUAAGUACACAAUUGUAUUAGAAUGGCAUUAAGACAAAAAAUAAAAGGAACAGAAUUACUUAAGAUAAAAUUAUUAUAAAAUAUGCUAAAAAUUGAUUUGAGACCUUCUCUUCUGGUAUAAAAGUUUUGUGCUUACUUAUUCGAUAGCUGACAUCCGUUUUAUUAAAGAACUAUAUGUGUGUCUGCGCGUCAUAAUAUGCCAACUGCCAGGCGCGCGAACAAACAAUAUAAAUGAACCACAGAUAAUAUGGAUACACAAUAUAUUGUAUAGUAGAUAUUAUUAUUAUUAUUACAAUUAUGCAAUGAUAACAUUGUUUGCAUUAUUGGCAAAUGACUCGGCUAUCCAGUUAGUAAUAUGUAUAUAUAUAUAUAUGUAUAAUAAUAUAGGUAAACGUAUCUAUGUUAAUAUCACAGAUAAUAUAAGAUAGAUAUAAUGUUUUUUCGAGUUUCAUAAUGAUAAUAAUGAGUUCAAAUAAUUAUGUUGUUGUUACGUUCGUUUACGGUGGAUUUCAUUUCAACGACACUUAGAUAUUGUUGUAAGAUAUAUCGCAUUGGCGUGUUUUGACGUGUUGUGUUGCACAACUCGUCGUGUACUUAUACUAUCGUGUGUAAUUCUCGAUCUCGGACGACAAUACUAUGUCGAUUUUUCACAACGCGUCUACACAGGUUACUAAUUUCGUUAUAUUUUAAUACCUACUGGUGAACAUUUGCGCCUACAGAGGACGACGUUCUAUAUAUUACAUAGAGUGUCCCAUUUAAAUACAUUUAUUUUUUUCACAAAAUGUGCUGGUAUUGGUACAAAAUUAUGAACUAAUGAUAGGUCGUUAAUUGUCUACAAUUUGUUGAAGUUAACAUUAUCGCUAUUAAAUAAAAUAGUCAAAGCGCAAGGCUCUAGUGUUUAUGUAUACCAAAAAAACAACCUUUCAAAAUAUCGAAUAAAACAAAAGUGAGACACACUGUAUUAUGACAUAUACAGUUUUGAAAUCGGUACGCGUUUACCACACUCGAUAAAUCAACCCUUUUUUUUAAUCCGAUAUAUAUAAUAUUACACAGACGGGGUAUACGUUUACGUCGUUCCACAUAGCAGUAUAAUAAUCGAAGUAUGGGCAAAGUUGGGCUUUAAUACUUUUUCUAUAAAAUGUUAGCGUUUCGUUUUAGAUUCUGAUCGAAAACCGGGAAAAACGAUACGAUAUUAAACAAAUAUUAUGAAAGAAAAUAUAUAAUGCCUAUUUAAUUAUUUUACCAUAAUUUGUUAUAUGUAUAUAUAUAUAUUGUUGACAAAGCAUCACUAUCAACUGGACUACGCUCAGAAUCGUUUUUUCGUUAGCAAUGGUUUAUCGUUGCUUACAGAUGUAUAUUAAAUUACCUAUAACAGUGGCUGUACCCCCGAUUCCAUUAUCCUAGGACGUCUUUUUUUUUUAUGACAUGUGUUAAAUAUAUAUUUUACGGUGCGUUAUUAUGUCAUAGAAGCUAUUUGGAGCUGCUGAAAGAUCUCCGUCGUAUACAAGUGUAUACACAAUAAUAAUAAUAAUAUCAUAAAGUGUCCGGCCUUGCGCGAAUUCGUCGUGCUGUGCGACGGAUUAUUGUAGUGCGGGCCGGUGCGGUGUGACCGAACCGGGCUGGGAGGGCGAAAGUUGAAAAGAAUUCCCGGGCGUCUUUAAUAAUACACUGCGUCAUACUGUAUACACACACGAGAAUGAUAAUGCCACGGCGCGUGACACCCCAUCGGGGUUUUCGUCUCUUUGGGGGCGGAUAUAAAGUAAUACAUAUAUAUAUAUAUUUAUGUGUGCGUGUGUGUGUGUACAAUACUAAAUCGUCCCCGGAGGCGUAUUAACGUUCCCUAUUUGAAACGAACCGCCGAUGCGAACGAAUUUCCCCAGUAGGGUCUUUGAUUGCUUAUCACAAAUAAUGUAUAAUGUCAAUAAUACGGUUUCAAUAGUAACGAUAGUAAACAUCGUAGCCAGUUUGUUUCACUAUUAGUUCAAUCUCAAUGCUGUUUCAAGGUUUUGAGUGUCUUUUAAUAGGCGUGAGCCUAAAACCUACUAGGUACAUUAAAUGAAAAGCCUGCCGUAGUGGUUUGGAUAAGAAGGGGAUCCAUAGCGCGGACGACACCGCCGAGCAUACGGCCUUUGAGUGCCCGCAUCAUGGUUUUGGCGAGGAAGAUGAGAGGUCGAAACAGGCUGCGGAUCCGGUUGCUAGUUGUCGAAGACGAAGCCUCGCAGUUGCCUGGUUAGGCUGUAUGCGGUUGGCGGCUCUGCUUAGUAGAGUGUGCCGAGCCGGGGAAGUAAUGCCAAUGAAGGUGGUGUUCAAUUGGAAGAAAACAAAUAAAUCAGAGAGGAAAUGGAAAAGUUUGACUUAA